AUGUGCAUGCUCAGGAACUCUACCAGAGGUCUCUCGCCUAAACAGCGGCGCCUCCUUUAUAGAUCAUGUGUGGUUCCUAUUGCCACGUAUGGUUAUCGUCUCUGGUACUUUGAUGGCGCCUGCAACAAAGGUGCCAUGAACCAGCUCAAACAGAUGCAGCGAAAAGCUGCUCUCUGGAUCAUGGGUGCUUUCUGCACCUCACCUACAGGCAGUCUUGAGGCCUUAGCAGGUCUCAUCCCCGUCCACCUUAGGCUGAAGAAGUUGGCAACAUGCGCAGUGUACCGUGUUGCCACCCUCUCUGACACUCACCCUCUUUGCUCCAUGAUGUGCGAAAGACUCCUCAGGCAGGCCGAACCACAUGCCCGCUCAGCCGCCCUGAUGACCCCAGCUAUGCGAGGGAAAGUCAAGAGCACCGUCAUGGAGGUGGACGAGCGUGUCCACACCUUAACUGAGAGCUUUGAGCCUUUUGCACCUGAAGCUCACCCAGGUGAUUGGUUGCUGGACCGCUAUGCGGACCAUCUCCACUUUGAUGAGCGUGAUCCUACUCAGGAUAGGCGCCCGUAUCUCGACGAGCUCAUUGCGAAAGCGAGGGCCAACCCUUUAACAGUACUGGCUGCAACUGAUGGCUCUGUCUCUCAGUCCAACCAGUAUCAGGCAGCUUCGGCUGCCAUCAUCUACAUGGGACAUCAUGAGCUCGAAAGGACUCGCUAUGUCUCUGGCAGAGUCACCGCCCCAGAUGCGGAACUCAAUGCCAUCUCGUGUGCAGUACGCCUUGCUGUCAAGCAGGCAAACUGCCAGCAUAUUAUGGUCUUUACUGACUCUAUGGGCUCAGCCCACAGAGCAGUUGACCCCUCUGUACAUUCUGGUCAGGCUUUUAGUCUGGCAGUCUGUUGUGCUCUCCAAGAGUGGUUCGAGGCGGAUGAUUUCCACCGCAUCACCUUUGUCUACAUCCCAUCCGCUUUGCAGUGGGAUAUCCAUGGUGAGGCACACAAAUACGUCACCGAACUUAAGGUCAGGGUUGGACGUCGCAAGAGGGACAACUCUAUAGACGUGCUGUGCUCCCGAGCUGCGCACUCAGUCCUGGAUUCGUGGAGUUCCACUUUCCAGAAUCCAACCUACCAAGGCUCUGAAUUUUUAGAGCUUCAACAGCCUGACGGGGGGCUGCUCCAGCCAUCGUACCUUAAUGGGGGACCCUGGCUUUCAACCUUCAGACACAGUAUCACUGAGUUCACUCAUGUCUGCCAGUGCAUAACUGGCCACACACCCAUUGGAGCGUAUUACUGUCGCUUCAAGAUCAACGAGCCUCACGGCUGCACUUGCGGGGCUGCUCUGCAGUCCCGUCAGCAUAUCCUCUUUCGCUGUCACGAUAGAUACUCUGUACACUAUCCCCAUUUUCUCAGGGAUAUUGCAUCAUUUAUGAAGUACAACCCUACAGCAUUUGGCUUCAACCGGGACCCUUGGGGGGUCGGAUAA
Molecule: messenger RNA, 1473 nt
Organism: Cyclocybe aegerita
Lineage: Eukaryota; Fungi; Basidiomycota; Agaricomycetes; Agaricales; Hemipholiotaceae
Source: the annotation of a GenBank genome assembly